This is a messenger RNA of Amphibalanus amphitrite, 3006 nucleotides long. RefSeq names its product synaptotagmin-1-like. Lineage: Eukaryota; Metazoa; Arthropoda; Thecostraca; Balanomorpha; Balanidae. The transcript is spliced from 10 exons. The record is from RefSeq and is a predicted model, not a curated record. Gene Ontology annotation, molecular function: SNARE binding; calcium ion binding; calcium-dependent phospholipid binding. The coding region runs from base 881 to 2209 and encodes 442 amino acids. Gene Ontology annotation, biological process: regulation of dopamine secretion; regulation of calcium ion-dependent exocytosis; calcium-ion regulated exocytosis.
CGGCGUUAGUGGCGUACCAGAGGGUGGGCGACUAGGUCCCACACUUUUCGUCGGUCUCGCACUGUGGCGUCGGGCUGCUGCGCGCGACAGGCAGGAUACCUCGGGGACCAAGCUGUGUUUGAACAGUGACGUGAUACGUUCUCGGGAAGAUUUGUGACGGAUAUUUGUGUGGAUAGCUGGCGGUGCACAAUGUGAAUGUGGCGUGCGUGAGGGAGAUGAUUGCCACGAAGAGCUGAAUUCCUACGAAUUUGUCUUUCCAAAGGUCACCCAGACAGCGGGGUGAACAAAGCAGGAGCGCUGUCGUGUCGGAAUCGCGUCCACUUCAGGUGGUGCUUUCAGAAGAGCGCUGCUACUACACACCAGAUAUUUGUCGAAGACUUCAUGACAGACACCGCUGAUCCUAAGGGCCAGAAAGUUGAUGAAAGUCAGGUUUAGUGGUGUCAACAAGCGUAAACAAGCCUUGUUAAACCUUCGGGGGCUUCCGGCUUAGAGCUCAGUGGAAUAGUGUUACGGAGAGCAAGACAUCAACUGAUUUGCAGAUUUCAUCGUGAAAGUGACUCUGAGACCUGACAUCACAAGAAAGAUCCUGCGCUCCGCCGGGAAACCAUCGACGAGCAGUGGUGACCUCAAGUGGUUCUAGCCGGACCUGGGAGACAUUAAUGCUGUGAGAUCGGCCAGGAUAACUAGAAACUAAGCAUCUACAGCACCUCCAACAGCCAGUGACCAUUUCUAGCCGAAAAGUCGGAACGAUUUCCGAGAAGAACCGAAAAGUCUAGCGAUCUCAGUAUGCAUCAGUAAACGGUCUCCGGUGUCCUUGGCAUCUUGUGCUACUUCUACGCCGACCUAGAACUGUAUCGCGACAACAGGAACCAUCUGCACAAUGACUGCUGACGUCAGCACCAGAACUGAUGACGUCACGGUCGAGGCCGCGCCCGACAGCCAAUCAGAUGCACAGAUUGCGUUGCUGGUUAUCCUGCCCACAGUGGCCGUGGCGGCUGGCUGCUGCCUGCUGCUGGCCCUCUUUCUGUGGCUCAGACGUCGCAGCAGGUCCAGCUCUAAAGAACGGCAGCCGCUGAAGCAGCAGCUGGCAGCUGUCAGACCCGACCAUCCCGUGGCGUUUGUGCUGCCGACGGUCACCAUCAGUGAGACGGGGAGCGAGCCCGUCAGUGAUCUCUCGGCUCUGAGUCACUCAUCGAGCUCUUCGUCACUGGCGACGAUGCAUUCGUCCAGGUCAUUCGGGGCGUCCUGGAGAGGGGCCCGGCCGCGGGAGGUGUUUAAUCCGGAAACACUGAGCGCAGAGCUCUACGAAUAUGCCAGUCCAGUGACGUCACCAGACACGACGUCCGAGUCGGAGGGCGCCGCGCGCUUCUCCAGCGCCGGAUCGCUGGGGUUCUGUCUCAGAUAUGACGUCAACAGACAACAUCUGACUGUUAGAAUUAUCGGAGCCCGCCACCUACCGGCCAAAAUCAGAAAAGGUUCUGCCGAUGCCUAUGUCAAGGUCACCGUGUUACCUGACAAGGCCCAAAAGUACACAACGCGCGUGGUACGCAACACACAAGACCCCAGCUUUAACGAGGAAUUCGUGUUCGCCUUACGUCGGGCGCACCUCGACAGCAUGGCCCUGCGUCUGACCGUGUGCGACUACGACAAGUUCUCUCGGCGGCUGGUGCUGGGUCAUGUUCUGUUCCCGCUGAGCACUGCCAACAUCAGCAGCAAGCUGACUGACGAUGUUGUAACCGGAGAGACUUGGAUGCCCCUAGAGGAGCGACUAGCCGAACAUGAGCUGGCACACAGUAAAGGUCAGCUGGAGGUGUCGAUGUGCUACGUGCCCGACGCAGAGAUGAUAUACGCAGAGGCACUGCGAGCCAGGGACCUGAGGAUGCACGACACCGAACUGGUGUCCAUGUUCGUGAAACUCUCGUGGUACGAGAGGAAGCGUCUGGCCCGGACCAAGAAGUCUCGUCCCUGUAAGCACACCAGGGACCCCCAGUUGAGCGAGCGCUUCACUCUGGCCGUACAGAGGAGCUUCCUGUCCGACGUCUGCCUGGUGGUCACCGUCUGCGCCCGAAACAAAAUCGGUGUUCGUCACACGCUGGGUCGAUGCUGUAUCGGUCCCAUCACCUACACAACCGGCACCGGACUGCAGCACUGGAAUAACAUGCUACACUCGACCGGCAAGGCCAUCAAGAUGUGGCACGACCUCACGUGACCUCGGGUCAGCGGUAGUGACCUUCGGUCAACGGUCGUGACCUAUGGGUAAUGGGUCGUGACCUUGGGUCAACGGCCGUGACCUUGGGCCAACGGCCGUGACCUUGGGGCAAUGGAUCGUUAUCGUGAUCUGAGGUCAGAGAGUCUUGGCCUUAGGUUAGCGAUUCGUGACCUUUGGUCAACGAGACAUGACAUAGGAUCGUUCAUCUGUGACCUCUGUUGACCUCAUGCGCUCGCUGUUGCCCGUAUCUGACUUAAUGCGACCUGAAACUAUUACUAGCCUGCCUAGUCCAGUAACAAUACUAGCCUGCCUAGUUCAGUAACAAUCUGGCCAGAAGGGCCUGCCUUUGGAUUGCUUUAAUAGGUAUCAGUGCGUCUCCUCUGAGACCGAUAUGUGGUGCCUUUGGAUGAGUGAGCAAUUAAAUGAGUAACGAAUGAGUAAUGAAUAGUAAUGAAUGAACGGAUGGAAGUGAAACAAUGAAAGGAUUAUUGGAGGGCUUACGGUGCGUGCUAACUAUGAAGCCAUUCCGAUGAGCUGGUAUUAUUGAAUGUGAUAAGACAUCCCAUGUGCAGGUGAAGGUUUUUGAGACUGCGACGAUGUAUGCGACAGUUAUCUACAACAGUUGUUUGUGCCAGUAUAUGUGACAGGACUCUCUGAUAGUGUCAUGACCGUAUCAUAUUUUACCAUGUCGCAUGUUUUUCAUGUAGAUAUGAUAAUGAUGUGAAAGGUGUAAUGGAUAAGCCUGUGAAGCAGAGCGUCCAUUUGUGCCACCUGCUGAAUAUAUGACAUAUCCAUAA